AUGGCCCCGCGGCUGCAGCUGGAGAAGGCGGCCUGGCGCUGGGCGGAGAUGGUGGGGCCCGAGGAGGUGUCGCAGGAGCACAUCUGGCUGGAGCCCUGCAUCCGCGGCGUGUGCAGACGAAACUGCAAAGGAAAUCCGAAUUGCUUGGUUGCAAUCGGUGAGCACAUUUGGUUAGGAGAAAUAGAUGAAAAUAGUUUUCAUAACACUGACGACCCCAACUGUGAGAGGAGAAAAAAGAACUCAUCUGUGGGCCUCACUAACCUAGGAGCUACUUGGUAUGUCAACACGUUUUUUCAAGCGUGGUUUCUUAACCUGGAGCUUCUGCAGGCGCUCUACUUAUGUCCAAGCACCUAUAGUGAAUACAUGAUGGGAGGUGGUAUCCAAGAAGAGAAAGAUGAGCCUCAAGAAAUUUGUGAGCAUCUCCAGUACUUAUUUGCCUUGCUGCAAAUCAGUAAUAGGUGCUACAUUGAUCCAUCAGGAUUUGUUAAAGCUUUGGGCUUGGACACAGGGCAGCAGCAGGAUGCCCAAGAAUUUUCAAAGCUCUUUAUGUCUCUCUUGGAAGAUACUUUGUCUAAACAAAAGAAUCCCGAUGUGAGGAACAUUGUCCAACGGCAGUUCUGUGGGGAAUAAGCUUAUGUAACUGUCUGCAAUCAGUGCUGCAGAGAAUCUAAGCUUUUAUCAAAGUUUUAUGAACUGGAGUUAGAUAUCCAAGGCCACAAACAGUUAACAGAUUGUAUCUCAGAAUUUUUGAAGGAAGAAAAAUUAGGAGACAAUCGGUACUUUUGUGAAAACUGUCAAAGCAAACAGAAUGCAACAAGGAAGAUCUGACUCCUUAGUCUUCCUUGUACUCUGAACUUACAGCUAAUGCGUUUUGUCUUUGACAGGCAAACUGGACAUAAGAAAAAGCUGAAUACCUACACUGGCUUCUCAGAAAUUUUGGAUAUGGAGCCUUAUGUGGAACACAAAGGUGGGUCCUAUGUGUAUGAACGCAGUGCAGUCCUCAUACACAGAGAAGUGAGCGCUUAUUCUGGUCACUACAUUGCCCAUGUGAAAGAUCCACAGUCUGGUGAAUGGUAUAAGUUUAACGACGAAGACAUAGAAAAGAUGGAGGGGAAGAAAUUACAACUAGGCAUUGAGGAAGAUCUAGCAGAACCUUCUAAAUCCCAGACAUGUAUACCCAAGUGUGGCAAAGGAACUCACUGCUCUCGAAAUGCGUACAUGUUGGUCUAUAGACUGCAAACUCAAGAAAAACCCAACAUAACUAUUCAGGUACCAGCCUUUCUUCAAGAGCUGGUAGAUCGGGAUAAUUCCAAAUUUGAGGAGUGGUGUAUUGAAAUGGCUGAGAUGUGUAAGCGAAGUGUGGAUAAAGGAAAAGCAAAGCAUGAAGAAGUUAAGGAGCUGUACCAAAGAUUACCUGCUGGAGCUGGUCUGUAA
Molecule: messenger RNA, 1434 nt
Organism: Eubalaena glacialis (North Atlantic right whale)
Lineage: Eukaryota; Metazoa; Chordata; Mammalia; Artiodactyla; Balaenidae
Product: ubiquitin carboxyl-terminal hydrolase 48-like
Exons: 1
Biological process (GO): protein deubiquitination
Cellular component (GO): nucleus; cytosol
Molecular function (GO): cysteine-type deubiquitinase activity; cysteine-type endopeptidase activity
Source: RefSeq, a predicted model, not a curated record